This is a messenger RNA of Rangifer tarandus platyrhynchus (Svalbard reindeer), 618 nucleotides long. NCBI's taxonomy places the organism in Eukaryota, Metazoa, Chordata, Mammalia, Artiodactyla, Cervidae. The record is from the annotation of a GenBank genome assembly.
AUGCUGGGAACAAAGCGACCCUGGCCGCCAGGUCCCUCCUUCAGCCUGGGGUUGCCUUUGGCCCUCACACUUCUGGCCCUGAGGGCCGGGUGGGCCCAGGAGGGGACAGAGCCAGUCCUCCUGGAAGGCGAGUGCCUGGUGGUCUGUGAGCCCAGCAGAGCUGCUGCAGGAGGGCCAGGGGGAGCAGCCCUGGGAGAGGCGCCCCCUGGAAGAGUGGCAUUUGCUGCAGUCCGCAGCCACCACCACGAGCCCGCAGGGGAGAUCAGCAAUGGCACCAGCGGAGCCAUCUACUUCGACCAGGUCCUGGUGAACGAGGGAGGUGGCUUUGACCGCACCUCUGGCUCCUUCGUGGCCCCUGUGCGGGGUGUCUACAGCUUCCGAUUCCAUGUGGUGAAGGUGUACAACCGCCAAACUGUCCAGGUGAGCCUGAUGCUGAACACAUGGCCUGUCGUCUCGGCCUUUGCCAACGAUCCAGAUGUGACCCGGGAGGCGGCCACCAGCUCUGUGCUGCUACCCCUGGACCCUGGAGACCGGGUAUCUCUGCGCCUGCGUAGAGGGAACCUGCUGGGUGGCUGGAAAUAUUCAAGCUUCUCUGGCUUCCUUAUUUUCCCACUCUGA